Molecule: messenger RNA, 1088 nt
Organism: Phoenix dactylifera (date palm)
Lineage: Eukaryota; Viridiplantae; Streptophyta; Magnoliopsida; Arecales; Arecaceae
Product: tRNA/rRNA methyltransferase (SpoU) family protein
Biological process (GO): RNA processing
Molecular function (GO): RNA methyltransferase activity; RNA binding
Source: RefSeq, a predicted model, not a curated record
UGGAAAAUAAUGUAGAAUUUUGUCGUUUAAAAUCACUUUCGCUCUGGAGUCCAACCUCUCCCUUUCUCCCCGCCGCCGCCGCUUCUCCCACCACCACCAUCCACCAUGGCCGCGGCGCCGACGGCCGCGUUGGAGAGCCUGGUACUUGUGCACAACGUGGCGAAGCGGCACAACGUGGGGACGCUGGCCCGCAGCGCCACCGCCUUCGGCGUCUCCGAGAUCGUCCUCGUCGGCCGCCGCGACUUCAACGCCUUCGGCAGCCACGGUUCCACCUCCCACCUCCGCUUUCGCCACUUCUUCUCCCUCUCCCAAGCCCGCCUCUACCUCAAGGAGGAGAGGGAUUGCGACAUUUGUGGGGUGGAGAUCACCGACGGCGCCAUCUCAGUGACCCAACAUCCGUUCAAGAAGAGUACUGCUUUCCUCCUCGGCAACGAGGGUACGGGUUUAUCGGAGAAGGAAUGCGAGAUUUGUGACUUCUUUAUUUACAUCCCGCAGUAUGGUGGUGGGACUGCAUCACUCAAUGUUACGGUUGCAGCAUCAAUUGCUCUACAUCAUUUUGGAGUUUGGGCAGGCUUUCCUGAAAGAAGCCGAGAGGGAAACAAGUUCACCGUAGCUGAGAAACCUCUCAAGCAGGUUAGAAGGAACUAUUGUGCAGAUUCAAUUGAAUCUGUGAUCGAGGAGAGGAAGAGUAGAAAGGAAAUUGCUGCCUGUGAUAUUUUUGAAGGGAACGGCACUAAUGACUUGCAGGCAACAAAUCUUUUAGAAGCACUGUUUGAUGGUUAAGUAGACCAACUGCUGCUUCAAGAAUUUUGUAUUCCAACUGCGGUGGUGAACUAAAGAAGGUGGCUGUGAAUGUGAUGCGACAAGCCACAUGGCAAGAAGGAGCUGCAUAUGCACUAACAAACUGACGAAUUAUGCGUGUCGGUCAUUCUAAUCUGUAAUGAUAUAGUAUUAUUUAAUUUCUCAUGUGUUAUGUUGAUGUCAGGUUUUUACAUGUUUUAACAUCAGGUUGAUUCCUAAGGAUUCAAAUGACUAUCCAUGUUUUAACAUCAGGUUGAUUACUAAGGCUUUUACAUGUUUAUGAACUA